AUGGAAACAUACAUGACAGUUAUGCAGACAUACCAGUCUCCCUUAACCAAAGCUAAGGAAUAUCCACCCAUGCAGACCUUGUUGUUGGCUUACCAAUCUCUUGGAGUUGUAUAUGGGGACCUUGCCACUCCUCCUGUCAAUGUCUUUUCCUCUACUCGCUUGACGAAUCUCACUGAAGAUGAUUUACUUGGGACAUUCAGCCUAAUCUUUUGGACUCUAACAUUGCUUGUGUUAGUCAAAUAUGUCUUCAUCGUCCUCCAUGCUAAUGAUCAUGGAGAAGGCGGUACUUUUGCUCUCUAUUCAUAUCUCUGUCGCCAUAUCAAUUUCCAAAGCAAACUUAGUAUCCACAACGUUAGGAUGGAAUCUGAUGAGAGCAUGGCUUGUUACAGCCAAGAGAGUGGAAGUUCUAGGCGUUCAAAAACUAAGAAGUUCCUGGAGAGAAGUUCCACAGCUCAAAAUGUUCUUACUUUUGUUGUUUUACUUGGAACUUGUAUGGUCAUUGGUGAUGGAGCUCUCACUCCUGCUACUUGCGUUCUCUCAGCCCUGCAAGGAAUUCAAUCUCUCUCUUCCAAGAUAACACAAGAUCAUGUGGUUUUCAUGUCUGUGAUUAUGUUAAUCGCACUUUUCACUUUUCAACGCUGUGGAACAAGCAAAGUUAGCUUCUGCUUCACACCCGUAAUGUUAUUGUGGUUUGCUACCAAUGUUUCAGUCGGUAUCUACAAUAUUUUGGAGUACUAUCCAUCCGUUCUUAAAGCCAUAUCUCCACACUACAUAGUGAAAUUUGUUUCAAGAAAUGGAAAGACUGCUUGGAAUCUUCUCGGUGCAGUAUUUCUAAGCAUUACAGGAGCGGAAGCCAUGUUUGCUGAUUUAGGUCAUUUCAAUAAAAGAGCAAUUCAGUUGGCAUUUUCUUUUAUAGUUUAUCCAUCCCUAGUUCUCAGCUAUGCCGGAGAAACAGCUUAUCUAGUGAGGUAUCCGGAGAAUAUCAACAACGCUUAUUACAGUUCCCUACCAAAACCUGUUUACUGGCCAAUGUUUGUAAUCUCAACUCUAGCUGCCGUGGUUGCUAGCCAGUCCAUGAUAUCAGCAACUUUUUCCAUUGUAAAGCAAUCACUUGCUCUUGGAUGCUUCCCUCGAGUAAACAUUAUACAUACUUCAUCCAAGCAUGAAGGACAAAUCUAUUCCCCAGAGGUAAACUACAUCCUCAUGAUUCUUUGUGUCACUCUCGUUCUUGGUUUCAAAGGAGGUGUUGAACUAGCAAAUGCCUAUGGGGUGGUGGUCAUCUGGGUCAUGAUCAUAACAACAUUCUUGACAGCAUUAGUGAUGCUAAUCAUAUGGAAGACAAAUAUCAUUCUCAUUUUGGCAUUUUUCUUGCCUUAUAUAAUAAUUGAAGGUUGUUUCAUGACAUCUUUGCUCAAUAAAAUACCACAAGGAGGAUGGGUGCCAUUUGCUAUUUCUGCUUUCUUCUUGACUAUCAUGCUAUCUUGGACAUAUGGAAGGAGUAAGAAAAAAGAAUAUGAAGCAGAUAGAAAGAUGAGUUUACCUGAUCUAGACCAAAUGCUAUCAAGCUAUAGUACAUACCGAGCACCAGGAAUUUGCUUCUUUUUCACUGAUCUCGGAAAUGGCAUUCCACCCAUAAUCUGUCAUUACAUUCAGCACACAAAUUCUGUAAGAGAAAUCCUGGUAAUUGUCACUGUUAGAACUCUUCCCAUCAAAACCGUCCUGGUGGAGGAACGCUACAAUGUGGGGAAGACGGGAGUUGAAGGAUUUUAUCGGUGUUUGAUUCAGUUUGGAUAUAAGGAUUCUCAAAGCAUGGAAGGAGAUGACUUUGUUACUUUAAUGAUCACAAAACUCCAAGACCAAGCCGAGUCUACUAGUGAAAAACGAAAAAUAGAUGCAGCUGCUGAAAGAGGACCCGUUUUUGUUUUAGGAAGAACCAUUCUCAAAGCAAAUAAAGGUUGGUUUGCUCGCUUCACUAUAGAGUACUUGUACAGGUUUCUUCAGAAGAAUAGCAGGGCAGCUAUUUCUGCACUUCAAAUUCCACCAGAUAAAACACUUCAAGUUGGUAUGGUUUAUGAAAUCUAAAAAGGUGUCUUUGCAGCAUAAACUGGCCUCAGAAACACGAACAUAUUCCUAAGUAGCGCAUCCCAGAAAGACAAAAUAGUAUUUUUCCUGUAACCUAUUAUGGCUACUCAGUCUUUUUCACAAUAAUAGCAAGAACAUGCAAUGAUUCUAAUGAAAUAAAAUGCAGUUCAAGGUAUUUUUGCUCAUGUAGCAUGAAAGGGUACAUGACCCCACUAUUUUGUUGUUGUUAUUGCUUUUUUAUCGACUGUACACUUGCUUUUCUUAUUUAACUACUAUGUUUUCUUCAUUGUCUUCUUUUACUUGGAUUUGACGCACUUGAGCCGAGGGUCUUUCGGAAACAACCACUCUACUUCCACGAGGUAGUGGUAAGGUUUGUGUAAACUCUAUCCUUCGUAGACCCUAUUUAGUGGGAUUUCACUGGGUAUGUUGUUGUUGUAGCAUGAAAGGGCAAUAUAUGUGUAACACGUUUAACAUAACACCAUAUACUAGUUCAAGAAAAAGACCCAUUUCAUAUUAUCAACAGAUUGAUGUGCAAUUAAACUUCCCUUUUUAGGGUGUAUCUUUAAUCCUCCAAGCACAAUCUUUCUAUGAUUAUGCAAUUCUGUAUACAGUAGCCAUAUACAAGUUCAAAGAUUACAUCUUGCAUUCUGCGAACCAUGGUCCGAUUUUAAGGAAUUGGGGGAUCUUCGGACUACCAGAAGAAUCUGACAGACCACAAAACAGAAGAGAAUUUGUUUCCAGUCUCUAGACCUAUCACCUCUAUUUUGCUUACCUGUUCUAUUAGAUCCUAAUUUCUGUUUAGCGGCCAGAAAAAACAGGUCAUGAAACAAACCAACAAAGCAAAUAAAAUCGGAAAUACAGUUAUCACGAAGAAUGCCAGUUAGUUUCCUUCAAAUCUCAAGUUUGACACAGUAUAUAUGGUUUUCCUCCCCUCCUAAGAAGACAUGGAUUUAUCAAAUUGCAACUCAAAAGUAAAAAUCCACUAUUAAUUCACACAUAAUAGGCAAAUAU
This is a messenger RNA of Solanum stenotomum, 3093 nucleotides long. Its product is annotated as potassium transporter 26-like. The record is from RefSeq and is a predicted model, not a curated record. Gene Ontology annotation, biological process: potassium ion transmembrane transport. The coding region runs from base 1 to 2082 and encodes 693 amino acids. Gene Ontology annotation, cellular component: membrane. The transcript has 7 exons. Gene Ontology annotation, molecular function: potassium ion transmembrane transporter activity. NCBI's taxonomy places the organism in Eukaryota, Viridiplantae, Streptophyta, Magnoliopsida, Solanales, Solanaceae.